Molecule: messenger RNA, 774 nt
Organism: Seminavis robusta
Lineage: Eukaryota; Bacillariophyta; Bacillariophyceae; Naviculales; Naviculaceae
Source: the annotation of a GenBank genome assembly
AUGUUUCAUCAAUGGUCCACAACAGACACACUCAAAGCAUCUUUCUAUCCUAACCAGUGCUUCGCAGUUAAAAUUCGAGUGUUUGAUGAGCCAGAAGUAUAUGCCACCAAUGAAUUUGGAGUUGUGGAUUAUGAGGUCCGCCACAUGAUUGACUACAACUAUCUUGCUUCUAUUGACCAUGUGGAUGCCAGAGAUUAUCUUGAACAUUUGAUAGCUCCAACACCUCCCUGCAAUUCUGUGUGGGGGACAAAUACAGAAGGAGAAGAGAGAGUGAUUGGAAUGCUGGACCAACGACUGCAUGUAACACUCUACACAGGCAUCGACAAGGGCUGGGUUCAACUCAAGCUCCAAAAUGUCUUAGUUGUGCAAUCUCUACCAGUACCCAUGCAUGUAUCCUUCAAUGCCCUCGAAUUGUUCUACACAGGACAAAUAGAGAGUUCCACAAGGUUGCGGGCAGACCUUUUCCCCAGUCAGUUUCGAGCCCAUCCCUAUUGGGGAAGGAAAGAAAAGGAACAUUUCAUUGGCACAUUCGAUCCUGAAUUAACCCAGAGCAUCCAAGACAAUGCCACUGGGAGACCCAACAAAGUUCGAAAGGGUGGAGCAUGUGCUUGUUGUGGUUUCUCCUUCUGUAGCCUGGUUUGUGCCAGUUGUGAGAAAGAAAACUACUGUUCUCGAGAGUGCCAGAAAGCCAGAUGGAAGAUGCACAAGAAGAUCUGUGGCAAUGGCCUUUCAGCCCCGACUUCGUGGAUAAUUCACACCAAACCACUCUCUUGA